Molecule: messenger RNA, 2742 nt
Organism: Suricata suricatta (meerkat)
Lineage: Eukaryota; Metazoa; Chordata; Mammalia; Carnivora; Herpestidae
Gene: THUMPD3
Product: THUMP domain containing 3
Exons: 10
Coding region: 434-1942 (502 amino acids)
Biological process (GO): tRNA methylation
Molecular function (GO): RNA binding; tRNA (guanine) methyltransferase activity
Source: RefSeq, a predicted model, not a curated record
GUUAUUUGGGUCACGAAACCUUUGAAAAUUUGAUGAGAGCCAUUGAUCCCCACCUCCCACCUCUCUAAAUCUCGUUGCCUCUCCCCCCGCCCCCCGCCUUGCUCAGAUACAGGAAAUUUGGCUUACUGUUACAGAUAUUUCAUAGAUACGGUUUCCUGUCCGUGGAUCCCAGAAUCUGACCUGCAUUCCAUUAGACCCUACAUGUUUAAUUUAUCAUUUUUAAACCCAUGACUGACUCCCUGCCCACUUCUUAGAAGGAAGAUAGAUAGCCUAAUAGGAAGUUUUAAUAGCACUAUACUAUUCUCCCUUACGUCUCCUAACAACUCUAGGAGAGAGGUAUUAUUUAAUUCCCAUUUUGCAGGCACAGAAGAGUGAGCUUGGCUGUUCACCCUGUGAAUGGGACUGUAUUAGGAAUCUUGGAAGCACCGUCAACAUGUCUGAAGUUCAAGAAGCCACUAACCAACUUCUGGAUGGGAACCUUCAUGGGAACCAGAGGUCUAUACAAGUGACAGAAAGUGGUUCCAGAAGUGAGUCUGAGCACCUCCAAGUCACUAUUGGAGCCACUGUACCUACUGGUUUUGAGCAAACAGCUGCAGAUGAAGUGAGAGAGAAAUUGGGGUCAUCGUGCAAAAUCAGCAAAGACCGGGGCAAGAUAUAUUUUGACAUUUCAGUGGAAAGUCUGGCUCAGGUUCAUUGUCUGAGAUCAGUUGAUAACUUAUUUGUGGUUGUUAAGGAGUUUAAGGAUUACCAGUUCAAAGAAACAAAGGAAGAAGUUCUAAAGGAUUUUGAAGAAUUGGCUGGGAAGCUUCCAUGGUCAGAACCUUUAAAAGUAUGGAAAGUUAACACCAGUUUCAAGAAAAAAAAAACAAAGCGCAAAAAGAUAAAUCAGAAUUCAAGUAAAGAGAAGAUUGAUAAUGGACAAGGAGAUAGAGCAGAUGAGAGGGAUGAUACAAAAGGAUUCACUAACAAAACCUUAGGGUCCCAUAUCUUAGACUAUUAUGAAAAUCCAGCCAUCAAAGAAGAGAUAUCAACAUUAGUAGGGGAUGAUUUGGCAUCUUGCAAAGAUGAGGCUGAUGAAGGCUCAAAAGAAGACACUCCUGAAGUGCUCAAGUUUAGAGUCACGUGCAACAGGGCAGGAGAAAAACAUUGUUUUUCCUCAAAUGAGGCUGCAAGAGAUUUUGGUGGUGCUGUUCAAGAUUAUUUUAAAUGGAAGGCUGACAUGACCAACUUUGAUGUAGAGGUUCUUUUGAAUAUCCAUGAUAAUGAAAUUGUUGUGGGCAUUGCAUUGACAGAAGAGAGUCUCCAUCGAAGAAAUAUCACACAUUUUGGACCUACAACUCUUAGAUCUACUCUUGCCUAUGGGAUGCUCAGGCUCUGUGCUCCUCAACCUACUGAUAUAAUAGUUGACCCGAUGUGUGGAACAGGGGCAAUACCGAUAGAGGGGGCUACUGAAUGGUCUAACUGUUACCAUAUUGCUGGUGAUAAUAAUCCGUUGGCUGUGAAUAGAGCAGCAAAUAACAUCUCAUCUUUAUUGACCAAGAGCCAAAUGAAAGAAGGCAAAGUACCUUGGGGCUUGCCCAUAGACGCUGUUCAGUGGGAUAGCUGCCAUCUGCCGUUGAGAACUGGCUCUGUGGACAUUAUUGUAACAGACAUGCCAUUUGGAAAAAGGAUGGGCUCCAAAAAGAGAAACUGGAACCUUUAUCCAGCUUGCCUACGGGAGAUGAGCCGUGUCUGUAGACCAGGGACAGGCCGAGCUGUGCUACUAACUCAGGACAAGAAAUGCUUUACCAAGGCAUUAUCUGGAAUGGGACAUGUUUGGCGGAAGGUGCAUACUGUCUGGGUGAACAUAGGUGGUCUUCAUGCAGCAGUUUAUCUUCUGAAACGCACACCUCAAGCUUUUGUUCAUCCUGUAGAACACGAUGGGGAAAGAGCUCCUUGGUGAUGCAAAGAAUUGAGAUGUUUAAUGGUUUUAUGCCUCCUGACACUGGUAAUGUCAGCAUGAAGAAUUUGGUUUGAGAGAAAAAUAGCGUUAAUAAAAUUGCAGUUUAAAUUGGUCUAAAGCUCUUCACCUUCAUUAGCAUAAGGUAUGAAUGGAAUUGAAAGUCUUAAGCAGAACCUUGGAGUUUUGAAGGAGUAGCUGGAAAAUUACUACUUAAAACUACUUAAAAUGCUUUCAAAACCCUAAGCCUACUAAAAUGCUCCAGGAUUUGGGUUUUGAGUAUUUCUUUUCAGGCUUCGUAGCAGUUGCUGUUUUCCAUUGUAGCAGGUAGAAAGCUACCCUGGCCCAAUGCAAAGAAGGAGAACAUAAACAGAACAUUUUGGGCCACAGUGCAUUGCCUAUGCAGCUUUGCUCUUCAGUUUUUCCAGUUGGCUUUACCUCACCCUUAAAUAAUGAAAUCAUGUUGGCCCCAUGACCAACAAGAUGAAAUUGCACAAGACCAACUGGAAAGUUUACCAUCUGCCUUAAAAAUUAAAAUAUGCCUGUUAUUGAAAUUAAUACAUUCAAAUAGAAGACUCGGACUGAUCAAAGGGAUUGUAGAUGUUUUACUGUUAGCAGUAUAGAACACUUCUGUUCAUAAACAGCAAAUACACUGAUGGGUGAAAUUUGGGACCAAGAAGCCAAAUUUAAUUCUUUCAGUAUACAAAGUGAAACAUUAAGCUGCCAAAAAUAUUUUUGUUUUUUUAAAAGGACUGCAGACACACUGAUGUUAUCUUUGAAUUAAAAACUUCAUGAGAAUUCUA